UCUCAAACAUGCAGAUUUAACCAAUAUCUCUUCUAUUUCUUGCAAAAGAUAAAACUAAUUACAAUCGGAAAAAAAUGAUUUCCUUAUUUACAACAUUUUUUCCCUUUUUAAUUUUUUUGUCAUUUAUUCUGCUUUCAUUUUUCGGGUUAUCAUCCAAAAAAUGCAAGAAAAAUCUUCCUCCGUCUCCUCCAAAGCUUCCAUUCAUCGGAAACUUUCACCAAUUGGGGGAACAACCACACCGCUCUCUCCAAAAACUAACGAAGGAACAUGGCCAAAUGAUGAUGCUUCAGUUCGGCAGCGUCCCAGUAUUAAUCGCUUCCUCGGCCGAAGCAGCUUCACAGAUCAUGAAAACACAAGAUAUAGGCUUUGCUAACAAGCCCAAAUCGAUUAUUCCCAGCAAGCUUUUCUUCGGCCCAAAAGACGUGGCCUUCACUCCAUACGGUGACUACUGGAGGAACGCCCGAAGUGUUUGUAUGCUUCAGCUUUUGAACAGCAAAAGAGUCCAAUCGUUUAGCAAAAUCAGGGAAGAAGAGACCUCUCUUCUUCUUCAAAAAAUUAGGGACUCAAUUGACAAUUCACAAGUCGUUGAUUUGACGGAGUUGUUCGUGAGCAUGACGAACGAUGUGCUAUGCAGGGUGGCAUUAGGAAGGAAGUAUUGUGACGGAGAAGAAGGGAAAAAAUUCAAGUCAUUGGUAAUAGAGCUUGUUGAAUUGUUGGGUGUUUUUAAUAUCGGUGAUUACAUGCCGUGGCUUGCGUGGGUGAAUCAUUUCAAUGGUUUGAAUGCCAAAGUGGACAAAGUAGCUGAGGAGUUUAGUUCAUUUUUAGAAGGUGUAAUUGAGGAACACAGGGAGAAGAAAAUAGAUGAGAAAGAUGAGGAAGGGUCAGCAGAUUUUGUGGAUAUAUUGCUCCAAGUUCAGAAAGAAAACAAGCCGGGUUUUAAAGUUGAAAUGGAUUCGAUUAAAGCAAUUAUCAUGGAUAUGUUUGCAGCAGGAACAGAUACAACCUCCACUCUUUUAGAAUGGACAAUGAAUGAACUCAUCAGAAAUCCAAACACGUUGCGAAAAUUAAGAGAUGAGGUGAGGCAAGUAACUCAAGGGAAAUCAGACGUAAUAGAGGACGACUUGGAGCACAUGCCUUAUUUAAAUGCAGUGAUAAAAGAGAGUCUACGUCUUCACUCUCCGGUGCCAUUGCUUCCCCGGGAAGCAAUAAAAGACACCAAAGUAUUGGGCUACGACGUGGCUGCUGGAACUCAAGUCUUUGUUUGUCCAUGGGCGAUCUCCAGGGAUCCGACCAUAUGGGAAAAUCCGGAGGAGUUUCAACCAGAAAGGUUUUUGGAUAGUUGUGUAGAUUACAAAGGAUUUCAUUUCGGGUUAAUUCCAUUUGGUGCAGGUCGAAGAGGUUGUCCAGGAAUCACAUUCGCUAAGGUUGUGAAUGAGUUGGCAUUGGCAAGAAUGUUUUUUCAUUUUGAGUUCUCAUUACCAAAUGGAGCAAAAGCCGAAGACUUGGAUGUGGAUGAAGCUCUUGGAAUUACAGUCAGAAGAAAGUUCCCCUUGUUAGUCCAUGCCACUCCACGCAAUUGAAUUUGUCUAUUUUCUUUAAUGUUUAUUCCUGAGACUUCUUUAUUCCUUUUUAAGUUCGAUGUAUUAAUUAAAAUAGAGUAUCAGUAGAUUGAAUGAUUUUUAUACGAAUAUAUAAUUUAACAUUAAAAGAUUU
Solanum dulcamara is the source of this 1713-nucleotide messenger RNA. RefSeq names its product (+)-menthofuran synthase-like. The transcript has a single exon. Bases 75 to 1580 code for a protein of 501 amino acids. The record is from RefSeq and is a predicted model, not a curated record. Gene Ontology annotation, molecular function: monooxygenase activity; iron ion binding; heme binding. NCBI's taxonomy places the organism in Eukaryota, Viridiplantae, Streptophyta, Magnoliopsida, Solanales, Solanaceae.